UGUUUUUUUUUUUGUCUGUUUGUUUGUUUAAGAAAAACAAGCCUGUAGACGUAUUAUUUGGGAGAUAUACAAUGUGGAAGGAGGAGUAAACUCUGUGGUAAAGGAGUAAACCUUGUGCCUGGCAGAGAAGGAGACCACCAGACUGCAAAGAUGAAAGUGAAAUGGACGAAGUUGGGCAUGGUCUUCUUUCUGCUUCUCUCUUUUGUAAUGACAGGCUGUUUUCUUUGGCAGUACAGGCUCCCCAAAGCAACACCAGUGGAUAUAAGAGCUGCAAAAGAAGUGAAAGAGGAGAAGAUGUGCCCACGUUUCCCUGAGCCUGUCCCGCUAAAGCACCCGAUACCUGUCCUCAUGGAAGCUUUGGACAAGGUGGAUGUGCUUUUGAGAACCAGCCUUGAUUCCACAAAACUGCCGGCCGUUUCUGCCAUUGUAAUAUUUAAUGAUUCUGUAUUGUGGAAUGGUAAUUUUGGCAGAAAAAAUGGAAGUGACCCGAAGUCUCCCCCAAUAAAUGAGUACACAGUUUACAGAAUUGCAAGCCUCUCAAAAAUCUUCCCCACCUUGAUGCUGUAUAAACUUUGGGAGGAUGGAAAAGUGGAUUCCCUGGAUGACCCUCUGGGAAAGUAUGUUAAGAACUUCACCAUGAAAAACCCUCUGGGGAAAAGAUGGGGUCAUGACCUCAAGCCCAUCUCUGAAGGCAUGAGCAGUAAAGAGGCUCAAGCUCACAUCUCCUCAGUUACCUUGAGAAGGAUGGCCAGUCAGCUGUCAGGCUUACCAAGGCGGCUCAGGGCGACUACUUUACUCUGGAAAGGCAACACUCAGGCUGCUGUGGAUUUAUUACAAGAUGAUGUUCUCGUGGCUGACCCUGGAACAAAAUGCCACUACAGCAACUUGGCCUUCUCCCUGCUGGCCCACGUGAUGGCGGAGAAGGUAGCAGGGACGGAUUAUCAGCGAUGGGUGUCUGAAAAUAUCUUGCAACCACUGGGAAUGGAGGACACCGGAUUUGAAAUCACCCCACAGAUUGAGGACCAGAUGGCAAUAGGCGUUUACUCAAGUGGGCGGCCUGCACCCCUGUAUGACCUCGGCUGGUAUAGACCAUCAGGGCAAAUGUACUCCACACCUGCUGACAUGGCCAAACUGGUGAUGAUGCUGCUGGGCGCAUACUAUCGUCAGGUUCUCCAGCCCGAAACCCUCAAAACCAUGUUGACUCCUCUGUUCCGCUGUGAAAACAGUUACUUUGCAGAACAAACAGGCACACCGUGGGAGGUGAAUGAACAGUUGGGCUAUGACGUCAUACGCAAAGAUGGAGAUCUAGAUGGUUAUUCAGCCUCGAUCUCCCUCGUUCCUCGCUUGAAGCUCGGGUUGGUCAUUUUAAUGGCUGGAACCAAACCUGAAGAUGAGGAUCUCGUGGCCAAGGCCUACAGUUAUCUCAUCCCUGCCAUGGAAAGUGCCUUCAGAAAUGCACCUCGUGUUCUCAUCCCUCCACCAGACCCUGCUCCCUACAUAGGCUACUUUACUUACAGCAACAUAACGUUCUAUGAGAUCAAAGCAGACACAGAUGGAGUGCUGUCUCUGGAGCAGUUCGGACCUCAAGUAGACACCAUGGUUCCUAUGAAGUUCAGAAGUUUGAAACUGAGUUAUCUGCAGGAUAGGGUGUUCAGGGUGGUGUUUGAGAAGGAGUACCCAUGUCAGCUGAAAGUUAACGCUGCCUCUGUGUCUCUUGAAUCUCAGGACGGGCAGCUCUUUAACUUUUACAUCUUCAACAAAAAGGGGCACUCACCAGGUUUUGAUGUCCCGGGGUUGAACACUUACAAAGUCGCACGGAUAACCCGCAAACCCAUUUUCAGCAGUUGAAGAAAUCAUUUUGAUCAUGCUUUUGAUAAUCUGAAAUCAUUUG
Rhinichthys klamathensis goyatoka is the source of this 1891-nucleotide messenger RNA. RefSeq names its product lactamase, beta-like 1a (gene lactbl1a). The record is from RefSeq and is a predicted model, not a curated record. NCBI's taxonomy places the organism in Eukaryota, Metazoa, Chordata, Actinopteri, Cypriniformes, Leuciscidae. Bases 151 to 1848 code for a protein of 565 amino acids. The transcript is spliced from 7 exons.